Molecule: messenger RNA, 2236 nt
Organism: Mycotypha africana
Lineage: Eukaryota; Fungi; Mucoromycota; Mucoromycetes; Mucorales; Mycotyphaceae
Product: Up-regulated during septation-domain-containing protein
Exons: 3
Coding region: 280-2043 (587 amino acids)
Source: RefSeq, a predicted model, not a curated record
CUUCUUUUUUCAACUUGAGCUCAACUAGUCAGAAACAACUUUUCUUCUUUUCAACUCUUUUUUCUUUCUUUACACUGCGUCAUCAUUUACCCUGUCCAUUCACUAUAAACUCUUCCUACCUGACACUUGAAAAAUGAAUGUCACCAGCACACAUACAACACCAUUUCUACCCUCUCGCUCGCCUUACCGAAUGCGAGACUCACAGCUAUCAACCAGAUCAAAAACUCAAGAUUCUGGCUUCAAGAGAGAUGGAGUCAAUUUUCGAAAGAAUUAGACAAUAUGUGGACUUACAAACCGAUAGAUUUUAGAGAUAGUAGCAGUAGUAGCAGCUACAACUCAUUACAUUUGGAGAUAUCCAGAUCAAACAGUGUGGCGUCUUAUAAUAAAUUAAGAUCAGCGUCAUCCACGCUUUUGUCAUCAUUUUCAACCCAACUUUUAAUAUCACAGGCCAUAUUGGAUUCAAAUGACUUUUCUAUUCUACCAUUUCAGAAACUGGAAAACCUGAAACAUGAGCUAGUUAGUAAUCAGGAGCAUAUUUCACAUAUCAAACGAAAUUUAGAAUUAGAAAAUCGUAUCCACAAAAUAGCAAAAUCCCUUGACAGAUUCAAUUAUACAAAUACAGGUCGAACGUCUGCUGCAUUACAGCAAUUUCAGCAUCGUUUGAAGUCUCGAGAGACUGAAGAUUCAAGCAAAGUGGAAUACUUGACAGGUCGGCUUGAAGAACUGAAUCAAAGACAAAUAGACAUACAAGUUUUGAUAUUGAAGCAUACAGCAGCUGUCCUUAAUAAAGGCUUACAUUUAUCUACUAAUCAAAUUCCCAACUCACCAACUACCGUCUAUCAUACGAAUCAUCAGCAAAGAGAACUAACACUAGACAUGAUUCUGACAAAAAUCGAUCAUUUAUGCAGGUCAUAUCGCAUUACCAUUGUCCCAACAGCGAGCACUGCUCAGAAGUUGCAUCAAUUAAGUCAGUAUCUAAUGACUCCUUCCCAAUUGCCUUCUGACAACCAUAAGAAACAAAGUGAUAUAGCAAUUUUGAAUAAAGAAAAGAAUCAACUCAUAUCGAGAUUGAUCAAAUUAGAACAUAUGGCUGAUAGACUAUUGUCACGAAUUUCGCAUUACCCUGAACGUGAACGGGCCCUUCAGGUAGAAUUACUGCAGUAUAAAUCAGAAGCGACUGAAAUACAACUGAUGAGGGUUCAUCAAGAAAAGCGUAGAGAGGUUGAAGCCUUGACUAUUGCCCUAAAUCAACGGAAGCAACAACAAAGUAAUCGAAAACUGGCUUGCUUUCAUCAACAGUUCAAAAGUCAAGCCGAUGACUACCAACAGCAUAUUAACGAACAAGCCUUUUUAAUUCGCACAAAGACUGAGCAAUCAAAACAAUUAAAAGAGAAAUGCUAUCAAUUAACAAUUCAAAGCAACAGAUUAGAUCGGUUAGUAAGAGAUAAAGCAAGAGAAUUGGAUGAACGAGAUAACAAAAUAACAAGUCUCAGCGAUGAAUUGCGAUAUUUCAAGCAGCAACAACAACCGCAACAACAACCUUUCGCAAACACUUCUCCUACUGCAGCAAGUAAAUUGCUCUCAACGAAGGAAGCGUACCAUCAAUUUCAGCAAAAAGAACAGCACUGGCAAAUACACACAGAUAUGCUACAACAUCGAUCUGAUGAUUUAUUAAAUCAAUUUGACAUACUUACAAAUCAAGCAAUGGAAUUUGAUGCAACACGGAUGAAAUAUGAUAAGCAUAUUGACCAUUUAAGGCGACAUAUUCGUGAUUUAGAAAUACAGCUGAUAGAUGAGCAAGUGGAUACGCUUGGACAUCAAGAGAAGGGGUAUCAGCCUGUCAAUAAUACAGUGGCUCUACGUAAGGAGUUCCGAUCGUUGGUAGCGUAUCUAAAGGAGAGUCAUCAGAAAAAGAUGCAGAAAGAGGCAAAUGAGAUUGACAAAUUGAGAAAGCAGUUAUACGACUUGAGAAACGAACAGCAUUCAUCGGUCAGCAACUCAGCAAUGGAGAAAAAACAAUGCUCUACAUCCACACAAACGUAGAACAUCUCGUCGUCUUGAUCUAUCUUUAUAUUUACUUUUUAAUAUGUAUUCUUAUUUAAUGUAUUCCGGAUAAUGUAAAGAGAACUUUAUGUUGCAUUCAAUCUGAAAUAUUUCGAAUAAUAGUCAGGUGAUUGUUAACCAAACAGUUGCGGCGAGAUUAAACGGUUUUAAACAAUCAAAAUACAUAUAUGAG